GCAGGCCUCUUUAGAUAGAAGACAUGCAUAGACUAGCAGAGAGAAGCAUCAUAUCAUAUCAUUUAUUCAACACACACACACACCCCUAAUAAGGAGUAUUGUGGUUGUGUGUACUCCUACAUCCUCAUUUCAUCACACCCAGCCCCGAGCCUCCUCCUUCUCUCUAGUACUAGUACAUACAAGUUGCUAGCUAAAGCAAGGAAAAUUAUAUAUAUUAAUUCCAAGAAAUCAAGCCUCGAUCGAUCUAGAGCCUAGAGGAGGUAGGGAAGCAGCAGCUAGCUUGGCAAAUUGAAGAAAGAAUAUAUUAUAUAUAAUGGUGGAAUUAGCAGCAGGCAGAUCGGCAGCCGCAGCAAGGGAGGCCAUGGCCAUGAAGAAGAAACUUGUGAUGAGCAGGAGCAGCAACAAGAAGCCGGAGAAAGAUGGCAGGGCGACGAAAAAGCAGAGCAGGGAGGCGGAGAGCCCUUCCUACAGGUUAGCGCUCAAGAGCAUCUUCUCCUGCAGAAACAGCGGGCAGCAGCAGCACCGCGCGCCCCUGGAGACGGCCGGCAAGCGGCGGCCGUCGGUGAGCGGCAGCAGCUGCGAGCGGAAGCCGCCGCAGAGCGAGGAGCUGCCCCUGGAGAGCUCGAAGCAGCUGCAGCUGCAGCGGGGUGGGUCGUCGUCGUCUUCUUCGGGCGGGUCGUUCAGGCUGAGGCGGCUGUCGGGGUGCUACGAGUGCCACAUGGUGGUGGAUCCCGUGAGCGGCGGCGGCAGCUCGUCGUCCAUGAGGGCCACCACCUGCCCCGACUGCGGCCAGAUCUUCGUCAGGCAGGAGACCCUGCAGCUCCACCAGUCCAUCACCCACGCAGUUUGUGAGCUUGGCGCGGAUGACACGAGCCGGAACAUCAUCGAGAUCAUCUUCCAGUCGAGCUGGGUGAAGAAGCAGAGGUGCAAGGUGGAGCGCAUCCUCAAGGUGCGCAACACGCCCCGCACGCUGGCCGCCUUCGAGGAGUACCGCGACGCCGUCAAGGCCAAGGCGGCCAGGCAGAUCACCAAGCACCCGGCGGCGCGCUGCUCCGCCGAUGGCAACGAGCUGCUCCGCUUCCACUGCGCCUCCCUGGCCUGCGCGCUGGGCCUCAACGGCGCCACGCACCUGUGCGAUGGCGAUGGCGGCGGCUGCGGCGCCUGCGCCAUCAUCCGCGACGGCUUCGUCAUCAGGAACAGGAACGCCGCCGGCGUGUGGACGAUGGCGACCAGCGGCCGCGCGCACGACGACGCGGUGGAGUACCUGGAGGAGGAGGAGGAGGAGCGGAGCAGGGCGAUGCUGGUGUGCCGGGUCAUCGCGGGGCGGGUGAAGCGGCGGCGGCGGCAGCCAAGAAUAAUAAACGAGGAGGAGGAGGGUUCGUCGGCGGCGGCGGCGGAGGAGGGUUCGUCGUCGGCGGCGGCGCAGCACGAGCAGCACGAUGGCGUUGAUGAUGAUGAUUUGCAGGAGUUCGAGUCGGUGGCGGGGUCGGCGCCUGGGGUGUACUCCAACCUGGAGGAGCUGAUGGUGUUCAACCCCAGGGCCAUCCUCCCAUGCUUUGUUGUCGUCUACAAGGCUUAAGCUUAAUUUAUUUAUUUAUUUAUUUAGAGUUAAAUACACCGGCGGCCCUCAAAUUUGUCUGCAGGUGCCACUUAGGUCCACGAACUCGCAAAAUCGAAAUCUGUCACCCUGAACUUGUUAAGUUGUGCCACUUAGAUCCAUAACUCCUAACAUGGCGCCACGUGACAUAAAUAUAUGCAAAAAAGCCCUCCAAAUUUGUCCACGCCAUCCCCAACCGCCGCCGCCGCCGGAGAGAGCCGCCGCCGCUUCGCCCCGUCGGCCCGCGCGUGCUUCCGCGAGGAGGCGGGGGAUGCCCAGAUCCGCUCGAGCUCCGGCAAGGAGUAGGAGGGAGGAGGGAGGAGGGAGGGAGGGGUGCCGGCGAGGGAGUGGGCUUGGGUCCCGCCGCCGCUCGUCGUCGCUACUCGGAGGAAGCCGCGCCGGAGGAGGGAGGAGCUCGCGCCGGCCCUGCUCGCUGCCCCCGCCGCCCGGAUCUGCUUGGAGCCGCGCCGCGGGCGCCGCGAAUGGGAGCGAGGCCGAGGCGGGCCCACGCCCCCGCGGGGCUCGCGGCCGCGGCCGCGUGCAGGGUGUGGAGUAGCGCGCGCGAGGAGGGAGGAAGGAGGAGGCGGCACGCCGCCGCCACGAGCUCUGCCAUAGCCGCGCACGAGCUCCGCCAUGCCCGCCGCUAUGCCAUGGCCUCCACCGCGAGGAGGGGUGCGCUGGCACGGAGGAGGGAGGUGGGAUGAGCUCGGUGCGGCGGAGGGAGGAGGUGGAUGGUGGAAGGAGGGGGCGGCGCGGCAUGGCAUGGAGGCGGUGGGGAGGAGGUGGAAGUGCCUAGAUCUGCCCGAGCUCAGCGCGGCGGAGCUCGAGGCGCCGGCGAGGGAGGGAGGGAGGAGCACCGGCGGGGAGAGCAGGGGCCUCCCGCGACGGCGCUCCUGGCGGCCUCCGGCGGCAGCGGCGGCGCUUGUGGGGGAGGAGAGAGAGGUGAAAGAGGCGAGGAGAAUGUAGAUAUAGAAGAUGAUAAAACUCAAGGGCUUUUUUGCAUAUAUUCAUGCCUCUUGAAGGGUUAUGGAUCUAAGUGGCACAACUUAACAAGUUCAGGAUGUUAGAUUUCGAUUUUGCGAGUUCGUAGACCUAAGUGGCAUCUGGGGACAAAUUCGAAGGCCGCUGGUGUAUUUAACUCAUUUAUUUAUUAACGUGCUCGGCUCGCUCUUAAUUAGUACUGCUACCACUACUACCCUACUAGUAUGUAGUAGUUAAUUACUAGUAUAUUGUCUUCCUCCAUGCAAUGUACAAUGCGCGUACUAAUUAAUAUGUUGUUAGCUACUGUACUUAAUCAUCAUCAUCAUCA
This is a messenger RNA of Panicum virgatum (switchgrass), 2906 nucleotides long. RefSeq lists its product as uncharacterized. The transcript has 2 exons. Lineage: Eukaryota; Viridiplantae; Streptophyta; Magnoliopsida; Poales; Poaceae. The record is from RefSeq and is a predicted model, not a curated record. The coding region runs from base 314 to 1579 and encodes 421 amino acids.